Molecule: messenger RNA, 1298 nt
Organism: Tetranychus urticae (two-spotted spider mite)
Lineage: Eukaryota; Metazoa; Arthropoda; Arachnida; Trombidiformes; Tetranychidae
Biological process (GO): proteolysis
Molecular function (GO): metalloexopeptidase activity
Source: RefSeq, a predicted model, not a curated record
UAAACCCUUACAAAGAGGCAAUUAAUCACACUUUGUUGAAAUACAUCAUUCAUUAUUUUAUACGUGUUAACUAAGUUAUUAGACAUUGCUUUUCGUGCUCAUCAACGAAGGAUGCUUUCAUUUGUCAACAUAAUUGUCAUUCUUGGCCUACUGACGCCUAAUUUAUCCAAUGCCUACAAGACCAGCUUUUAUACAUCAAGCGAGUUCGGCAUUGAGGGCAAAUCAGCAAUCAAAGAUUGCUCAGCAAUACUUGAGUCAAUUGGUGAAACUGCAUCAGUAGAUCGUUUGGAAUGUUUACUGAGUAAUGAAUUCAGCUUGCCUCGACAUCACACAGUUAAUCCACAAAACAAGGAAAAAACUCGUUCAUUUCUAUUGAAUUCAAUGAAACAAUAUGCAGAUGAAGUUGCUGUUCAAUCAUUUGAUCAACCAGGUGAAGUCGAUGUCAAAGGUAUCAAUAUCAUUGCUACCAUUGCUGGUACCAAAAGAAACACCAGUGAUGAUAAUCUGGUUCUGAUUGGAGCUCAUUAUGAUACAUUUUUGACUCCAAAUGAUGUAACUGCUGGAAUAGACGACAAUGGCUCAGGCUUAGCCGUGCUUCUUGAAGUUUUACGUCUAGUGUCAACCAAAUAUCGAGCGAACUCGAUUAAACCAACAAACUCAAUCAUGUUUGUUGCCUUUGAUUUUGAAGAGUAUGGUUAUGUUGGAAGUCAACUUUUUGUCAAUAAUUAUCUGAUUCCAUAUGAAUUGGCCGGCAAGAAAUCUGCAUCAUUUCAAGGAGCGUUCAUUAUGGAUACAAUUAUGAAUUACAAUACAACAAAAGGAUCACAAUUACUGCCUGAUCUAGUUGAACUUAUUGCUCCAGAAAUUGAAAAUUGGGUUAACAAUGUUAAUGAAAAGAUGGGCGAUUUUCUGGCUCUUAUUUCGCGAGAAACCUUGGACACUUCAUUGACCAAUGCAUUUGUAACUCAUUGGAAAUCGAUUGAACCAGAUAAUUCAUUCAAAAUGUUACCGGUAAACUUUCCAGUUGAAUAUGAAGCAUACGCUGGUGAACUUCUCAGAAGUGAUCAUGCUUCUUUCUGGUACCAUGAUUUCACCAAAUAUAAAAAACAACUUCCAGCUGUUUUCUUGACUGAUACAGGCAACUAUCGAGGAGUUAUGAUUGACUGUUACCAUAAGGCAUGUGACGAUUCCAGGUUAAUAACCAAGGAAAAUUUAUCGUGGCUUCAACAAAUUGCUAAUACUUUAUUUAAAUCAAUCGUUUCUCUUGCUAAUUAAAAAAUUAAAUUUUUAAAACUUGA